AGACAAAGACAUCUCCAUUGUCGCUGGAGUUUGUCUGUCUUACUGUGGAUGCAUUUAGAUGGCAAGACUAGCUUCGAAGAGGCCCAACUUCCUCUUCUUAACAUCACCACAAUGCCAUCUCAGCGUGUUACACUCAGCCGAAACGCUCGCCGCCUACAGAACAAAAUUCGUGGUAAGCAUCAUCCGCUUUCCCACAUCCAUUUGGUCUUUCCAGGUUGCUCAAUCUGACUCCCAUAGGAACCUUACAAGGACAUCUUCCAGAGCUCGAGACCAUCACGCCACUGCUCCUAAAUGUCCAAAUCCGAACGCCAUUCGUUUUCACUCGCUGGGCGGCUCAGCUGCACAGCAAGACUUACGGCUUGCUAUACACAACACCCAGGCUAUACGACACCCAAGAGGAAGCCAUGUAUGCCUUGCUGCUCUGGGCAUACGGCCUGUUGUCAGAAGAUGCGACGUGGAGAUAAUUGAUCGUGUCGCGGGACUUUUCGACGAUGACAUAUUGCAGUAGGGUGACUCUUCACGGAAAGGUACCAUGCUACUGAGCAUUGCAUCGUCAUACAAUCGCGAGGAUAACACGCUUGCCUGACGGUGGACUCGCGUAGUCGCCAAAAUGUCACGCUUUCUUGGACGUUAUACACGAGGCUUUUGUGGCGGUCAAUUAAAGUUUAUCCCUUGCCAGCCACCCGCCAAGGGUAUGUACCUAUGCCAUGC
This is a messenger RNA of Aureobasidium pullulans EXF-150, 711 nucleotides long. RefSeq lists its product as uncharacterized. NCBI's taxonomy places the organism in Eukaryota, Fungi, Ascomycota, Dothideomycetes, Dothideales, Saccotheciaceae. The record is from RefSeq and is a predicted model, not a curated record. The transcript has 3 exons. Bases 59 to 508 code for a protein of 149 amino acids.